AGUGCGGGGGCCCUGCGAGGGGCGGCGACAGGGACGGAGGAGGCAGACGGUGGGGAGGGGACCGAAGGCACGGGAACGCGGGAGGGGCAGCAGCGUGGUCCACUGCCUGGGACAAGCUGAGCUAGAAGUGCGAGAAAGAGAGCGUCGGCGUGACCAGCGAGUAACUAAGAGACUGACACCAGAAAGGGGAUCUGUAGGGGACAGAGACGGCGACAGGGAGGACGGGUGUGGGGAAUAGAGUUCUGCACCAGGAAGAAAGGCGGGACGUGGAGCAGAGAACAGCAGGCUUGAGGAUCGCUGUGCCCUGCUAACAGGUAGUUCGUCUACCUUGUAACAGUAGUUCUAGCAGUCCCUAACCCUCGGUUCCCAGUUACCAGGACCAGCCCCCAGGCCAGCCUAGCCUAGCAAAAUGAUGACCCCAGAAUCAGGAAGCUGAGAGAGGUCAGCGAAGGGAGGCCGCCCACCUGGCGCUUCACCCGGAGUUUCACUUCCGUCCCUGUCCAGUGACAGGAACGCGUCCACUAGCGCCUCCGUCAGCCUCUUUCCGCCAUCUGCUGGCAGCAAGACAGAAAGACAGGAGCAGGUGCCCGGGAAAGAAGGCCCCUGUCGGUUUUGUUUGACCACCACCUGCCCCUAUGCCAGAUCAGCUUGCGGGAGCCACCCAUUCUGCCUCGGUGGUGCCUUAAUCUUUCUCUACUACCUCUUCCUGGCCAGGGUUGGUCCAGCCCUCUCCAGGCGGGGUCUGAGUCACUCCCCAGGCAGGAGAACUGGAAAGGGCUGUGCAAGCCCACAGUCACAAGGGACAUACCCAGGCUGCAGAACCCUGCUGCCCACACCCAAACCGGGCAGGCUUUUCCCAGAUGAGGAAACCGGGGCAUGGGAAAGAGUGAACAGUUGGAAGACAACUCCCUUCCCAUCUAUAUACAUAAGGAAAGUGGGCAGCUGAACCCAGAGCAUCUCAGGGAACCACAUCACUCCCUAGUUUACAUGGCAGAAGAGGAGACCAUCCUACAGAUCACCAGGAACCUGAAAAAUGCUGUCUCCGCCAUCCUCCAGGGAUACGGGGAUGGGCAGGGGCCUGUGUCAGACACCAGCGCUGAGCUACACAGACUCUGUGGCUGUCUGGAGCUACUACUGCAGUUUGACCAGAAAGAGCAGAGGAGCUUCCUGGGGGCUCGGAAGGAUUACUGGGAUUUCCUCUUCACUGCCCUGCGACGACAGCGGGGAUGCAUGGAGCAGAUCAGCUUCGUAUGCUCACAGAGCAAGCUGAAGACCUCUCUGGGAAAGGGUCGCGCCUUUAUCCGGCUCUGCCUUGCCUGUGGACAGCUGGCCGAGUCAGUGCAGUUGUGCCUCCUGAGCCCAGAUCUCACUAGGGAAUGGUAUGGUCCCCGGAGCCCUCUGCUGUGCCCUGAGCUCCAGAAAGAAAUCUUGGACUCUCUCUAUGCCCUCAACGGAAUUGCCUUCAAUCUGGACCUGCAGCGACCAGACCUGGAUGAAGAUUGGCCCAUGUUCUCAGAGUCCCGCCGCUCCAAUCCCAGCCGGACCCAGGAAAGAAGACCCAGAAAGCCCGAAGGUUUCCCAAAGGAGGUGAGCUGCUCCAGAGGACAGCUACAGGGACCAGACGCCCAUGGAACCAGCUGUCUGCAAGAUCCACCCAAGGAAGACCGCCAACAUGACCUCCCUACCCCCUUGCAGCAUGGCCAUCUUCCCACCUCUUUGCAAAAGAAGAGAGGGGAUUCCAGGAGCCUCAGUUGUCCCCAUAGCAUUCGAGAAACAGAAGGUGAGGAAUUUCAGCUAGACCAGAAGGAGGGAGGCCCAAAGAACAGAAAAUCCCCAAAUAAUUCAGCAGCGAGCAGCCAGCGACAGUGAGCUAAGGAGGCUCAAAAGGAGGUGACAGGAAUAGAAAAUGGAGGCACAGGAAGUCUGACAAUGACAGAAGACCAGAGAACAACAGAAGGGACCCAGGAAAGGGAAGCAGACUGGGACCAUGACCAAGGACUGGUGAACCCCAGCCUUCAAGGAAGGAUAGACGACAGAGCAUUCAGGAACAGGCAGGGGUGGGAUCAGCCUAGUGUUCUAGGGCAGCUCUGUGUCCUGCAAGGCCUGGGAAUAAAGGAAGACUCCUCCACAGAGAAGCCACCAGAGUGGACAGGACUGACCAGUGUGAGCAGGCAGAAGAAUCGAGCAGAAGAGCCAUUGCAGGAGGUGGCCAAGGACCCCAGGUAUGAGCUCCAGCUGGCAAAGGAACAGGCCCAGCACCAGGAGCAGCUGCUGCAGGCCCAGGAAAGAGAGCUGCAGACACUCCAGGAGCAACUCAGCAGGUGUGAGGCAGAAAGAGCCCGGUUGCAAAUGAUGCUAGAACAGAAGCAGCAGGAGGCUGAGAGAAAGGACGCCAUGUUUGAGAAGGAGCUGGAAGGGCAGAGGGACCUGGUCCGGGCCAUGAAAAGGAGAGUGUUGGAACUGAUUCACGAGAAGGACCACCAGUGGCAGAGGCUCCAGCAGCUGUCUACCGUGGCCGCUGGACACUGUGCAGCCUGCAACAAGGUCUUCAGGCGUCUGUCUCGGCGCUAUCCCUGCAGGCUCUGUGGAGGCCUGGUGUGCCACGCCUGCUCUGCAGACUACAAGAAGAGAGAGCACUGCUGCCCAGCCUGUGCCCAGCGGGAAGAAAUCCAGAUCAGCUGACCAGUCACAAAAGGAGCCUAAGACAGCCACCCCCUCCACCCCCCAGCUCACUCCCUCCCUGAAGUAUGGCCAUGCUUUUCUUCUGGAAGCUGGUGAGCCGAGGCACCAGCAUAGCUGUGAGGGGUAGGAGAGGACUUAGUGCUGGCCGUCCACAGACAGACUUAGCUCUGCCUUCCUGUGGAAGAGGCUGAAUGGAACAUGCCUCAGCUCUAGAUGCUUGCAUCUGAUGCAAGGAAGACAGGCUAUGAACCCUUCGUAAAGUUUUUAGAGGCACAGUGAGUCCGUGACCAUGAAUAAGAACAGCCCAAGCCCAGCUGUUUCCUAUCCACACUUCCCUCCCCCAACCCCUCACAGGAAGUGAAGCCCAAAUACACUGGGCUUAGCAAUCUCCCCCUCCAAUCUAUUUCAGGGAUCAUUGGUUUGUUUCAUUUUUCAUAGAUUUACAGGGGUACUGUUGACGUAUAAUAAACAUUGCAUAAAUUUGA
Messenger RNA from Alexandromys fortis (reed vole), 3167 nucleotides. It is a transcript of the gene Rufy4, whose product is annotated as RUN and FYVE domain containing 4. Gene Ontology annotation, biological process: positive regulation of macroautophagy; autophagosome assembly. The record is from RefSeq and is a predicted model, not a curated record. NCBI's taxonomy places the organism in Eukaryota, Metazoa, Chordata, Mammalia, Rodentia, Cricetidae. Gene Ontology annotation, molecular function: phosphatidylinositol-3-phosphate binding. Gene Ontology annotation, cellular component: autophagosome.